Molecule: messenger RNA, 327 nt
Organism: Peronospora farinosa
Lineage: Eukaryota; Oomycota; Peronosporomycetes; Peronosporales; Peronosporaceae
Source: the annotation of a GenBank genome assembly
AUGUCCAAGGAAUACACACUGGAUGAGAUCCGCCGUCUGGCCGACACGAACCCGGAGAAGCUAGCGCAGGAAUACCAGGCUUCACGCGCCGCCACUGCUAAUUUGGUGGACCGUGCUCGCGCUGGUAUUGCUGCACGCUCGGCCAACCCGCCCACGAACAAGUUUAACGCUUGGGCGCAAGGCUAUGGCAACCGCUUUCUUUACAAUGGCAGCGUGAAGCCACUUGUGCACAUGAUGCUCAUUAUCGGCAGUGCCGGCUGCGCUGUCGAAUGGUGGUGCCACCACAGACACGCUUUUGCGGAGAAGAAGGAAGACGAGCACCAUUAA